Symbiodinium natans is the source of this 1191-nucleotide messenger RNA. The record is from the annotation of a GenBank genome assembly. Lineage: Eukaryota; Dinophyceae; Suessiales; Symbiodiniaceae.
AUGGCCGUUGCUGAUGGAGAUUCCUGCGCUCAUGAUGUGGUGUUUGCCGGAAUGUGCUGCCAGUGCCACCGCAACGUGUCCAGCCUUGCCGAGAACAUGGCCAGGCAGCGUCCGGGCUUUCUCACAACAUCCUUGGAUCUGCAAGUGUCUGCAUCUCUCCUGUCGAGCCUAGAUGCUGCCGAGCAACUGCGUCGGGCUUCCCAAAAGAAGCUGGUGCUUAUCAUUGACCUGGACCACACCCUUGUGACGGCUGACGUACGUGACAUACGGAAUGCCUCUGCAGGGCUGCGGGUUCGAAAGCGUCCCGGCGUAGACGGCUUCCUCCAGGGCAUGAAGGAUACCUGCGACAUGUACGUCUACACGCAAGCUACUGGUGCCUACGCGCAGAGGGUCCUGCAGAUCCUCGACCCAAGAAGCAGUUUUUUCGGAGAUCCGCCGCGGAUUUUCCAUCGAGGCAACACUCCCCAAGGCCUGAAGGACUUGGCACAGAUCUUGCCGAACGACGCCUCCCAUGCCUUGGUUGUGGACGACCGCGAGGAGGUUUGGCCUUCAGCAGUUCGCGAGUCACAGCUCCUGAAGGUCGUGCCCUACUUGCCGUUUCCUGGGGAUGCCCGUCAAAGCGUGGACUUCGAGGGUUUCCUUACGGGGUCCAACCGGGCAAGGGAGCCGCCACGGACAGAGGAGGACACCAAGCGCCAGAAGAUCGAGGAGCCCGUGGCCUUCUGUGACUUGGAUUGGCCUGGGCGCACGAGAGACGACCAGUUCGAGCACCUGGGCGACAUCCUGCGCAAGUUGCACGAGGCGGUCUUCCCUGCCACGGAUGACGGACAGGGUGGCAGUGUGGCCUCGACGCUGCCCGUGCUGAGGCGGAAGACGCUUCAGGGCUGCCGCCUCUGCCUCACCGGCUUCUGCGGAGCAGCCUCCGAGGUGCCGAAAGGCUCCAAUAAGAGUCUCUUAGGACUGGGGGCGGUGAUGGUGAGAACUCCGGAUGAUGCGACGCACGUGGUGGCCGCAAGGCGGACUGAGAAGUGGGCCAGGGCACAAGCUCUGCAGCGUGAAGGCCGAGUGUUCCUGGUUCACCCCGGAUGGCUGCUCUACGCCGCGGUCACGUGGCAGAGGCCCUGCGAACUCAAGCCCUCGGAUUGCCAAGUACUCUUUCCCAUUUGGCUGCUUCUAAGUCUUACACCAUGA